GGGACGGGAGCUGGGGCAGCCGAGGCCAGGGGAUUGCGAGCACACCACACCCUGUGAACGAGUGUGAAUGAGUGUGUGUGCGUGUGCGCGUGAGCCUGUGGGUGCCUGUGAACACGUGCGCGCGCGCGUGUGUGUGUUCUUUGUGUCAGCGAUGUAUGUGGUGCCCUGCAUGCCUGGGAAUGGUUGGAUGUGUUUUUCCGAGUGUGUCGAAGUGUUGGUGUACGGGUGUGUUUGCGGGGGUGCACCUGUGCGUGCAUGCGUGGGCGUGCUUGCACGCGCACACGUGGUGGGAAAGGAAGCUACCCGUGGGUUCCGGGAUGCAGGGCGUUUCCCCACCCCUUCAGACAUUCUUCUCCUCACAGAACCCAUCCUGGAGCAGCCUUGGGGGACCUGAGCGUCAAGAGAUGAGCUGUCUAGAAGAAGGAGAGAACACUUCAUGGCCAUCGCCGGCCAUGACCGCAGGCUCAGAAAGAAGCCAUGAGAAACAGGGGGCCAAGGCCUCCAGGUGGACAAGGCAGGAGGCUGUGGCUGAAGGGGAGCUGCCGGGUCUGGGGGAAGAUCCCCAGGCCAAGCCACCUGCUGAGUACGCCGGACUGGAGGCCACGUUCCCCAAGGCCACACACUUGUCCCAGGCUGCUCCUUUGGCCAAAGUGGGCGCCCCACCAACAGAGUGGGACAUCUUCCCCCCUAACCACGAAGCCUCGGCCGCUGGCUCCAGCACGGAUGAGCUGGAGCUGGACAUAGGGUUCCCGGCCACAGCAUCGUGGGGGUAUGAGCUCGGCCUGGUGGAAGAGAGGCCUGCCCUGUGCCCAUCCCCACGGGCCCUGUUACCCAGGCUGGGCUGGGACGACGAACUGCAGAAGCCGGGGGCCCAGAUCUACAUGCACUUCAUGCAGGAGCACACCUGCUACGACGCCAUGGCAACCAGUUCCAAGCUGGUCAUCUUCGACACCACGCUGGAGAUCAAGAAGGCCUUCUUUGCCCUAGUGGCCAACGGCAUCCGGGCGGCACCGCUGUGGGACAGCAAGAAGCAGAGCUUCGUGGGGAUGCUGACCAUCACAGACUUCAUCUUGGUGCUGCAUCGCUAUUACAGGUCCCCGCUGGUCCAGAUCUAUGAGAUUGAAGAACAUAAGAUUGAGACCUGGAGAGAGAUCUACCUUCAAGGCUGCUUCAAGCCUCUGGUCUCCAUUUCUCCCAGCAGCAGCCUGUUCGAAGCCGUCUACACCCUCAUCAAGAACCGGAUCCACCGUCUGCCGGUCCUGGACCCGGUCUCAGGCGCCGUGCUCCACAUCCUCACACACAAGCGACUGCUCAAGUUCCUGCACAUCUUUGGCUCCCUGCUGCCCCAGCCCUCCUUCCUCUCCCGCACCAUCCAAGACCUGGGCAUCGGCACAUUCCGAGACUUGGCCGUGGUGCUGGACACGGCGCCCAUCCUGACGGCCCUGGACAUCUUUGUGGACCGGCGCGUGUCUGCGCUGCCUGUGGUCAACGAAGCUGGACAAGUCGUGGGCCUCUACUCCCGCUUCGAUGUGAUUCACCUGGCUGCCCAGCAAACCUACAACCACCUGGACAUGAGUGUGGGCGAAGCCCUGAAGCAGAGGACACUGUGUCUGGAAGGAGUCCUUUCCUGCCAGCCCCAUGAGAGCUUGGGGGAAGUCAUCGACCGGAUUGCCCGGGAGCAGGUACACCGGCUGGUGCUAGUGGACGAGACCCAGCAUCUCCUGGGCGUGGUGUCCCUCUCCGACAUCCUUCAGGCACUGGUGCUCAGCCCUGCUGGCAUCGAUGCCCUCGGUGCCUGAGAAUAUCUGAGUCCUCACUCCCAGGCCAUCUUCCACACGCAGAAGCCAACGAAGGGAGCCAGGGAACACGGUCUCCAUCUUUCCCCACCCCAGUUUGCUGGUUUGGCUGUGGUUCAGGUAGGCUCUGCCCUGGGCCAUCAGCCUCAGCACCAGCCCAUUGGUCUUCCUAGGCUCUCAGAUCUCAGCCUGAGGCCCCCUGAGGAUAGGGGUGCCCAGCUCACUGCUGAGCAGCCCCAUGAAAACUACAAGUAUCAGGACUCCCCGUGGGGCCCCCACUCUGUCCCAUUCUCCACUGAGGUCAUGAGGGUCGUCGCAAGAGGGGUGGACAGGGGCUGGGGUCAAGGCAAGGGCAGUGAUGUGAUUUCAGAUGCUCUGGGGAGUUUGACCUGCCUUCUCGCAACUCAGAUCCCACCUGCUGGGAAUCCCACCGGAAGGAAGCAAGUUAAUAAACCUUUGUUGAACGGAAUUUCCACGCUCAGUCAGAACUACGGCUGAAAGGAGGGGGCUUCUAUCUAAGCUUCACCAGCCCUCUGUCAUUGCCCCUGCCCUGCCUGUGCUCCCAGAAGCCCUCAGGAAUUCCCAGUCCUCCAUGGGAUGAUGAAAUUAAGAACAGCUGAGUCGAGCCUGGAGAUCUAUGAACCAGAGGCACUGAGAUUACCCCAGGGCUGCCUGCUCCAUGCCUACCCAUAUCGCUUUCCCCCCACUGGCCCCAGUGGAGCGGCGAGCCCUCAGCCAGUUGGGUGUAUUCAGGGGCUCUGGAUUCCUCAGCUUCUGGACUACCUGGGAGGCCCUGCUAUUCUUCCACACUACUAAGGGUGGCUCCCCACAACUUGGCCACUGCCCUUCUUCCCUCCCAGCAUUGAAACAGCAGCCAUGUGGAGAGCCUGUUGAGUGGGGUCCUCCCUCCAUUCUCAUCCCGAGCACCAGCAAACGGUGUUCUCAGUCCCCAGUGACAGCCUGUGUUUGGAUCACUGAGGAUGAACACGGAGAGAACAAAAAGAAAAAGAACAACCAACCCGUGCACUUAAAUUGUGUAAGCUUCACUCCGAAAACGCUAGUCAUUUGGCCUGAACUUGCAGCAAGAGCCCUGUGCUUUCUGAAUUCAAAGACGCGAGGGAGAAUCUGUAAUUGACAAACGCUACCACUGGCCUUGCUUUUGUGCAUAGAGUGUUAGUUUCUUUUUUCAUUUUUUAUUUAUAACAAAACCAUAAAGAAGAUGUUAAUUAGUUAA
Molecule: messenger RNA, 3030 nt
Organism: Felis catus (domestic cat)
Lineage: Eukaryota; Metazoa; Chordata; Mammalia; Carnivora; Felidae
Gene: PRKAG3
Product: protein kinase AMP-activated non-catalytic subunit gamma 3
Exons: 13
Coding region: 156-1799 (547 amino acids)
Source: RefSeq, a predicted model, not a curated record